This is a messenger RNA of Vigna angularis (adzuki bean), 1517 nucleotides long. Its product is annotated as lanC-like protein GCL1. Gene Ontology annotation, biological process: peptide modification; carbohydrate metabolic process. Bases 183 to 1412 code for a protein of 409 amino acids. The transcript has 5 exons. The record is from RefSeq and is a predicted model, not a curated record. NCBI's taxonomy places the organism in Eukaryota, Viridiplantae, Streptophyta, Magnoliopsida, Fabales, Fabaceae. Gene Ontology annotation, cellular component: plasma membrane.
CUCCAUACACCGCCACCGCAUUGAACUUCUGCUGGACACGUUAUGCACCUUCCUUUAGCUGAGGAAUAUGUUUGAACAGAAGCAACAAGCGAUAAUAAAUAGGAUCGUGUUUUUCUGCGUCCACUGUGUAACUUGCUAACACUUAGCACCACUCUUUCAUUUUUGAGUUCAGUUUUUAGACAAUGACGUCAUCCGUAGUCGAAGGUGGAAGCGAAAAGGCCAAACGCGAGCCCUCUGAUUUGAGUACCGAAAGCAUGAAUCUGACGGCUGAAAACCUUCUACUUCCCUGUGAAACGUUCUUGAGAGCAGCAUCUUCCCUCAAGGACAAGGUUGUGGAGGAAACUUGGAACCGGAGAGACCAGGUGGUUGAUCCGACGGUGUAUUCGGGACUGUUGGGCACUGCCUUCACUUGUUUGCGGUCGUACCAGGUUACCGGUUGCCGGAACGACUUGCUGUUAUGCAGAGAUAUCGUUGACACGUGUGUCACCGCUGCACGUGCCUCGCUCAGACACGUGACUUUUUUAUGCGGUAGUGGAGGUGUUUACGCGCUUGGUGCUGUCGUUGCCAAUUACAUGGGGGACCUCAGAAAGCGUGACUUGUUUUUGGCUCUGUUCAUUGAGGUGGCAAAAGAGAAAGCCCUACCAGUAGGACCAGAGGAAGGUGGUUUUGGAAUGUCAUAUGAUCUUAUGUACGGACGUGCUGGAUUCUUAUGGGGUGCACUAUUCCUAAACAAGAACUUAGGAGAAGAAGCAGUGCCAAAGGACAUUCUUGUACCGAUCAUUGAUGCAGUGUUGGCUGGUGGUAGAGCAGGAGCGUCUGACAUUAAAGACUGUCCAUUGAUGUAUAGAUGGCACGGAACAAGGUACCUUGGUGCAGCAAAUGGCCUUGCUGGUAUCCUUCAUGUGCUGCUUCAUUUUCCACUUUCCAGUGAGGAUGCUGAAGAUGUCAAGGGAACUUUGAGGUACCUCAUGAGUAAGCGGUUCCCUCGCAGUGGAAACUACCCCUCCAGUGAAGGAAAUCCAAGAGAUAAGUUAGUGCAAUGGAGUCAUGGUGCAACUGGCAUGGCCAUCACUUUGUGCAAAGCAGCACAAGUGUUUCCUAGUGACAGAGAACUUCGAGAUGCAGCAAUAGAAGCAGGGGAAGUUGUGUGGAAAAGUGGACUGGUGAAGAAGGUGGGACUAGCAGAUGGGAUAUCUGGAAAUGCCUAUGCCUUCCUUUCCCUGUACCGACUCACUAAAGAGAGUAUUUACGAAGAGAGAGCAAAAUCAUUCGCUUCCUUCUUGUAUGACAAUGCAAAAUCUCUUGCUCCUGCCAAUGGCUAUUCACUCUUCCAAGGUCUUGCUGGGACAGCAUGCCUCUGGUUUGAUCUGCUUCAACCACAAAACUCUAGCUUCCCAGGUUAUGAAUUGUAGAUUGAUGCAGAUAGAACAAGUUUCAUGUAAAAAUAUGACUGAUAUGAUAGUAGAAGACAGAAUUAAAAUAACAAUAACAAUAAUAAUACAGUGUUUGUCGACUCA